Messenger RNA from Naegleria gruberi, 540 nucleotides. RefSeq lists its product as uncharacterized. The transcript has a single exon. The coding region runs from base 1 to 540 and encodes 179 amino acids. Gene Ontology annotation, biological process: nucleobase-containing small molecule interconversion; dUTP biosynthetic process. NCBI's taxonomy places the organism in Eukaryota, Heterolobosea, Eutetramitea, Acrasida, Naegleriidae. Gene Ontology annotation, molecular function: dCTP deaminase activity. The record is from RefSeq and is a predicted model, not a curated record.
AUGAUAUUAACAGAUGGAGAAAUUUUAAAAGAAAUUGAAAAAAAGACGAUCAUUAUUGAACCGUAUGAUAGAAAGAAUUUAGGCUCCAAUUCCUAUGAUGUUCAUCUUGGUAGUAAAUUAGCAAUUUAUAAAGAUGAAAUUCUAGAUGCUAAAAAGAAUAAUGAAAUUGAAUUAUUUGAUAUACCAGAUGAAGGUUAUAUUCUUCAACCAGGUGAAUUAUAUUUAGGAGUAACAGAAGAAUAUACAGAAACACAUGAACAUGUACCAUUUUUAGAAGGUAAAAGUAGUACAGGUAGAUUGGGUAUUUCUAUUCAUGCUACUGCUGGUAAAGGUGAUGUUGGUUUUCAAGGUACUUGGACAUUGGAAAUUAAUUGUGUCAAACCUACAAGAGUAUAUAAGGGAAUGCCAAUUGGUCAAUUAAUUUAUUUCCCUGUUAAUAAGGAUACUAUUUUAGUACCUUAUUGUAAAAAAUCAAAUGCUAAAUAUAAUGCUCAAUCAAAUCAACCUGUUGGUAGUAUGAUGUGGAAAAAUAAUUUUUAA